Symbiodinium natans is the source of this 2778-nucleotide messenger RNA. NCBI's taxonomy places the organism in Eukaryota, Dinophyceae, Suessiales, Symbiodiniaceae. The record is from the annotation of a GenBank genome assembly.
AUGGGUCUCCGCCAGCGUCGUCCUGGUGGCGCAGGCAAGGCGCAGCAGGAGACCUCCUGCUUCGCCUUCCUGGGCCUCUGUUGGCCUUGGCACUCAUCCUCCGUGUCCUUGGACGAGCCGGACGCCGAGGAGCUUCCUGAUCUGCCCAGCGCCUGCCGAGAGGUGCAAGGCUGCUUCAGCUGGAGCCUCCUGCGGCGUCGGGGGACGGUGGCUUGGCGACUUACGCCGGUGGCCACAAGGAUCCUGGCGGACAACCUCCGCUCUUCGGGCCCCCGCAAAGCUGUGGAGAACACUCAGCGUCUCCGCCUGGUCUUAGAGAGCCUGGGCCCAGCUUUCAUCAAGCUCGGCCAGGCAGCCGCCUCGAGGGAGGACGUGCUCAGCGAUCGCGUGGCCGCGGAGCUCCGGAAGCUCUGCGACCAGGUCGCCCCCUUCCCGGACGACGAGGCAAGGCGCCUGGUGGCCGCCCAGCUGGGUUGCGGCGUUCGCCUGCCGCUUGGGCGCUGCGUGGCUGCUGCCAGCCUCGGCCAGGUCUACCGCAUUGAGAAGGACGGCCGCCACUACGCGCUGAAGGUGCAGCGGCCGGGCCUGAAUCGAGCUCUGGCCAUGGAUGUCGUGAUCCUGAAGGGCAUCGCACGCUUCCUACGGCGCGUCAUGCGCUGCUUCAUGGCCGCUGCCGUGGACCCCGAGCAGGUAGUUGACGAGUGGGCCAAGACUCUUUGGGACGAGUUAGACUACAAGCACGAGGGCAGAGCAAUGGAGCAGAUGCGUGCCGCACUCUGCGGAACCGUGGGCGGAUUGGUGAUCCCCCGCGUGCACUGGGAGCUCACGGCUCUCCGUGUGCUUGCGAGCGAGUGGGUGGACGGCUACAAGAUCACGGAGAACCCCCGACGCGUGACGCAGCGUCACAUCUCCAUCGGCGUGGAGGCAGUGGCCGCUAUGAUCCUGGAGGUAGGCGUGGUCCACGCAGACCCACACCCGGGCAACAUCAUCCUUACGCCGGAGGACGACGUUUGCCUGCUCGACUUUGGUAUGGUCUGCCUGGUGCCCCCAAACCACCGAAAGGUGUGGGCCAAGUGUGUGGUGGACCUGGUCCGUCGAGACCACGGAGCUGUGCUGGAUGACCUGAUUGAAAUCGGCUUCUUCCCCCGCGAGUGCCCGCGGGAGGACAUGCUGCCGGUCCUGUCCAAGAUUUGGGAUCAGCUUGUCGAGUGCGGCAGCGACAUCAACAAACGGAAGAGCGCCGUGCAGCUGCUGUACUCAGAGAUUCUCACGCUGGUCCGGCGCUUCGAGUUCUCACUCCCGGACUACUACGUGGCCCUGGUGAGAGCGCUGCUGACCCUGGAGGGCAUGGCCCUGGCUGCGGACUGCGACUUCGACAUCUUCGAGGCAGCGUUUCCCGCCUGCGUGCGGUAUCUCACUCGCAGCCGCGGCCCGCAGGUGGACGUCUUCAGCUCCUCUGUGCUCAGCGUCCUUCAGAACAAGACCCUUGCAAAGCUUGCCUUGCGCUCGGCUGGGUGCUUGCAGAUGGACCGCCGGAAGGUCUCGUCUCUGAUUACAAUCCGCACCCUCGACUUGGUCAACUUAUGCCUUGAGGGCCUGUACAGCCAUGCGGUCAUCCUGGUGGCAGGCCGGGACAGGGUGCAGGCUGCCUGGGGGACGACGUUUGAGGCUGAGCAGGGGCUGACGUACCACGUCUUGCCGACCCUCGUACUGCCUCUUCUGGCCGUGUCGGAAGAUGCGUCGCAGCAGAUCACCCAGCUGCCCUGGAGCCCAGAGCCACCAAGGUACCGGGUUCCGGUGGCGAGCAAGAUGACACCAGAGACGGUGUCCCUCUACAAAGAAUUUGCGGCCGUCGACGUCGACGUGGGCGACACGUUUCUGCAGAGGCUGACGUCGCCGACCGAAGGCAACACCAAGUGGACCGUCGUAGAGAUCUACGACUACACCUGUCCACAUUGCUGGUACGCUGUUCCAGUCUACACGCACGUAGCGGAAGCGUACGCACACAGCCCGAACAUCCAGUUCACCUCCAUCAACUGCCACAUGAGCUACAACAUGGAGGUUUGCUUCCUGCUCGAGACCAUUGGGCGGGUAAAGGAUUUUCCAACAUUUUUGGCUUGCCCGCCCCAUGGCACGGUAGACACAGAGGUCGAGCUGAAGCAUAGCCACGCGGCGCAGGUCAUGGCGAAGCGACUGCCGCCGAACCAUCCGACGCGAUUGGCACUGCUGAAGUUGGCGCACUGCCGCCACAAGUUCAUAGAGGAGGACGCCAAGGUAGGACUGGAGGAUCCGUUCCUCUCGGCGACACAGCUCGCAGAUUGGAUCCACAGUACGACGGGUCACCAGGCACCCGUGCCGGCGGACCUCAAGAUCGGAGCCAACUUUCACGGCACCGGGCCCGUGUCGGCCAUAGCUCCCCCUGGGCGCCCGGGCUGGCUAAGGGACGACGAGGACGGGCGACCUGGCGUGUCCCGGUACUUUCCAGGCGAGCGCUGGUACGACGCUUUGAUGGGCUUCGUGGCCUUCAUCUACCAGGGCUACCAGCCGGCGAAGCUGCAGCCGACCCUGGAGGAAACGGUGCGCGGGAACUGGAAGAUCGUGUACACACGGCGAAGGGAUCCGAAUGGCUUCCACUACGUGACCGAGGUUCUGCACGAGCCUACAGGCAAAGUUGUGAAGAAGCUGGAGGGAAGUGACAUCGUGACAAAGUUCGGCGAGCACGUAAAUGACAUCAAGACCGGUGAGGCAAAGCUAUAUCCACUCAAAGAGCCGCGCUGA